CACACUGCACUGUGGCCCGGGCCCCAGCGAUGGCACAGCGGCCGAGCGCGGCGGCACCGCUCCGGGCGCCACUUCUCUGCUGGACUUGUUCCUACUUCUUCUGUCUGCUCUGCUGGAAGCCGCAGGAGUGUCAGGGAGCCGCCGGACAUAACCAAGUUAAUUUACUAGACUCCAGAGCUGUAAUGGGAGAUCUGGGAUGGAUCGCUUAUCCAAAGAAUGGGUGGGAAGAAAUCAGUGAGGUUGAUGAGAAUUACACUCCAAUACACACAUACCAAGUGUGUAAUGUAAUGGAGCAAAAUCAGAAUAACUGGCUGCAAACUAACUGGAUCUCCAAUGAGGGGGCCCGCCGUAUAUUCAUUGAGCUAAAAUUUACACUACGAGAUUGCAACAGUCUUCCGGGAGGUCUUGGAACCUGUAAAGAGACUUUUAAUGUAUAUCAUUUUGAAUCCAAUGAUGAAGAUGGGAGGAAUAUCAGAGAAAACCAGUACAUUAAAAUUGAUACAAUAGCAGCAGAUGAAAGUUUUACAGAGCUUGACCUUGGAGAUCGAGUCAUGAAGUUAAACACGGAAGUGCGAGAUGUCGGCCCACUUUCUAAAAAGGGAUUCUAUCUAGCCUUUCAAGAUGUUGGUGCCUGUAUUGCUCUGGUCUCUGUACGAGUGUACUACAAGAAGUGCCCAUCUACAUUCCACAACCUUGCUUUCUUUGAAGACACGAUCACAGGGGCUGAUUCAUCCUCACUGGUUGAAGUGCAAGGCACGUGUGUCAAUGACUCCAUGAAAGAUGACUCUCCAAAAAUGUACUGCAGCGCUGAUGGAGAAUGGUUGGUCCCGAUUGGGAAGUGCAUGUGCAAAGAAGGCUAUGAAGAGCAAGGUAACAAAUGUCAAGUUUGUCAACCAGGAUUCUUUAAGGCCUCACCUUACAGCCUGUCCUGCAGCAAGUGUCCUCCCUACAGUUAUACAUAUGACAAAGGAUCAAUUUCCUGUCAUUGUAUGGAAAACUACUUUCGAAGAGAUAAUGAUCCUCCUUCAAUGGCUUGCACAAGACCCCCCUCACCCCCACAGAAUGUCAUCUCUAACAUCAACAAUACCAGUGUGAUUCUGGACUGGAGUCCUCCUGCUGAUGGUGGAGGACGAAAAGAUGUGACAUACCUCGUGAUUUGCAAGAGGUGCAGCGUGGAUUUGAUCCGCUGUGAGGAGUGCGGUAGCGGUGUCAGGUAUAUCCCACAGGAGGCUGGCCUCAGGAACACCACGGUCAUGGUGGUGGAUCUCCUGGCUCACACCAAUUACACCUUCGAGAUUGAGGCAGUGAACGGAGUGUCGGAGCUGAGUUCCAUCCCUCGACAAUUUGUGUCUGUAAAUGUCACGACGAAUCAAGCAGCACCUUCACCAAUUACCGUUGCGAAAAAGAAAAUGGUCACAAAAAAUAGCAUCUCCUUGUCCUGGCAGGAACCAAAUCGACCAAAUGGCAUCAUACUGGAGUAUGAGAUCAAGUAUUUUGAAAAGGCCCAGGAGUCCAGCUACACUAUCAUUAAAUCCAAAGAGACUGAGAUUGCUGUUGAUGGCCUGAAACCCACCACGGCAUACAUCUUCCAGAUACGUGCUCGCACAGCAGCAGGUUACGGGGGCUACAGCCGUAAAUUUGAAUUUGAAACCGGUCCAGUCUCCUUACCUGCCAGUGCUCAGAGUCAGGUGCCAAUCAUUGCAGUCUCCGUGGCAGUGGGUAUGAUCCUAUUGGCAGUGGUGUCUGGCCUGUUACUUAGUGGAAGGCGGUGUGGAUACAGUAAAGCUAAACAGGAUCCAGAUGAAGACAAGAUGCAUUUUCACAAUGGUCACAUUAAAUUGCCAGGUAUACGAACAUAUAUUGAUCCUCAUACCUACGAAGACCCAAGCCAAGCUGUUCAUGAGUUUGCCAAGGAAAUCGAUGCAUCCUGCAUUACCAUUGAAAGAGUCAUUGGUGCAGGUGAGUUUGGUGAAGUGUGCAGUGGCCGUUUGAAGUUACCUGGAAAAAGAGAAUUCCCAGUUGCUAUUAAAACUCUAAAAGCUGGUUAUACAGAGAAACAACGCAGGGAUUUCCUUGGUGAAGCAAGUAUAAUGGGGCAAUUUGACCAUCCCAACAUCAUCCACCUUGAAGGGGUGGUCACUAAAAGUAAACCAGUAAUGAUAGUGACUGAAUAUAUGGAGAAUGGCUCCCUUGAUACUUUUUUAAAGAAAAAUGAUGGCCAAUUUACAGUCAUUCAACUAGUGGGAAUGCUGAGAGGAAUCGCUUCGGGAAUGAGGUACCUUUCAGACAUGGGUUAUGUCCACCGUGAUCUGGCUGCUCGAAAUAUCUUAGUCAACAGUAACCUGGUCAGUAAGGUUUCUGACUUUGGCCUUUCCCGGGUACUUGAAGAUGACCCAGAAGCUGCUUAUACAACAAGGACCACCCCAAUGUGCUCUGCAGCAGACACUCUGUACAGCCUUGCCUUCAGGGAAGCUAUGGCUUCUCUGCCGUCGCUUGAACAAGUCCCCAUCAUUGAUGCUGCUUCUAUAGGAUCUAACUUGCUGGUGGAGCAUAAUACAGGGGGCUUCAGCGUCUACCAAUCUGUGGGAGAGUGGCUCGAGUCCCUUAAGAUGGGUCGGUACACAGAAAAUUUCAAUGAGUGUGGAUACACCUCUUUGGAUAUUGUGACAAAAUUAACCUUGGAAGAUUUGAAGAGAAUUGGUGUGGGUCUUGCUGGCCACCAAAAGAAGAUCAUGAACAGUAUUCAGGAGCUGCGAGUCCAGUUUAUGAAUGGCGUGAUGCCUGUGUGACUCUAUUCCAAAUCGCUUGAGCUGUCACUAGCCAUUCAGCACUUUUAUUUUUUCCUGAUUUGGGACUUGUAUUUAUU
Rhincodon typus (whale shark) is the source of this 2866-nucleotide messenger RNA. Its product is annotated as ephrin type-A receptor 5-like. Gene Ontology annotation, cellular component: neuron projection; plasma membrane. Lineage: Eukaryota; Metazoa; Chordata; Chondrichthyes; Orectolobiformes; Rhincodontidae. The coding region runs from base 30 to 2789 and encodes 919 amino acids. Gene Ontology annotation, biological process: cell surface receptor protein tyrosine kinase signaling pathway; axon guidance; protein phosphorylation. The record is from RefSeq and is a predicted model, not a curated record. The transcript is spliced from 16 exons. Gene Ontology annotation, molecular function: ATP binding; transmembrane-ephrin receptor activity; protein binding.